AUGGGUUCCUUGCAACAUCUCACUCAGCUGGGCAUGGAGCAGCAUUAUGAACUUGGAGAGUAUAUAAGGAAAAGAUAUGGAAAAUUCUUAAAUGAGUCCUAUAAACGUCAACAGGUGUAUGUUCGAAGCACAGAUGUUGACCGGACUUUGAUGAGUGCUAUGACAAACCUUGCAGCCCUAUUUCCCCCAGAGGGCAUCAGUGUCUGGAACCCCAACCUACCCUGGCAGCCCAUCCCGGUGCACACAGUCCCUCUUUCUGAAGAUCGGUUGCUAUACCUGCCUUUCAAGAAUUGCUCCCGUUUUGAAGAACUUCUGAGUGAGACUUUGAAAUCAGAGGAAUUCCAGAAGAGGCUGGAACCUUAUAAGGAUUUUAUAGAAACAUUACCAAAACUUUCUGGAUUCCAUGGCAAGAAACUUUUCGAAAUUUGGAGUAACAUCUACGACCCUUUAUUUUGUGAGAGUGUUCACAAUUUCACUUUACCCUCCUGGGCCACUGAGGACACCAUGACUAAGUUGAAAGAAUUGUCAGAAUUGUCCGUCUUGUCCCUCUAUGGAAUGCACAAGCAGAAAGAGAAAGCUAGACUACAGGGGGGUGUCCUGGUCAGUGAAAUCCUCAAUCACAUGAAGAGCGCAACUCAUCCAUGGAACCAGAGAAAACUUGUCAUGUAUUCUGCACCUCCAGAACUUAAGUGGAAGUACUUCAUAGAGAUGUACUAUCGGAAUGAGACUCAGCACGAGCCACAUCCUCUCACGCUGCCAGGCUGCACCCCCAGCUGUCCUCUGAUGAAGUUUACUGAGCUGGUUGCCUCUGUGAUCCCCCGAGACUGGCACUCCGAGUGUAUGAUCACAAGCAGCCACCAAGAGCCAGCCUUCUCACAAGGAAAAGCAAGGAGAUGAGAUACGGUGGAGCAGUCUGGAGAAACCAUCCACAUGGGACACUGGUCCUAUCUUUUCAUAUUCCUGUUAAAAUGUAUUGGGUGGCAGAGCUGAAAAAUAAAUACUUGUUUGUAUCUAGAAAAUUCAUGUUACUUUUAAAGGAACCAAAGGCAAACUUGCCAGGAAACUUAGCUGUGUAUAAUUCAUAUGGCAGCUCUUGGAGUACAUACAUCAUAAUAAAUAAGUAAUCUGACGAGAGCAAGAUAUUCAGGCAGCACACAUCAGAGAUGGGGGCCCCACCUGAGCGGAGUUUCUCUUGAAGCUCCAACGGUAAGAGAUGUUAAAAAAUGAAGUUGAUUUAAGAGAGGCAGUAUGAUGACGCAUAUGAGACUGGAACAAAUUUACAAAUGUAAGAAUGGCCCGAAUGCCUCCAAGAUCAAAACUUAUUGGAAUGUUGAGAGUGUGGCUCUCCUGAGGACAACAGCAAUGCAUAAGGCUUUGAUCCUGGUAUCUUCAGACAAACUUAAGCACUUACAGGUCCUGCUGAAACUACUCACUAUAUAAGAAGAAAUCAUGUUCCAAUGACGACUCCUUAGAGUCCUGUAAAUUUACCAUGUGGCAGAUGCAACACGUCUAGAGAACAACAUGCUACGUUCCCAUUACGGCUAAUGAUGAGGUGGUUUCUAGCGAUGGUUUCUACUGGAUGCCAGAGUCUAGAGCAAGACCAUUCCCGUUCUUAGUUGGUCAUGGGAUGACUGACACAAGACAUCGAUUGAUAUGUUUAUUUGUAUUAUUUCUUCCCAAGUAAAUAUUUGGCCUUGGGGCCAUCAUCUAAUUAUUCUUUAUCCUCCAUGCAUGUUAAGUUUCCUCCAGAGGUGAGCCAAAUGUAAAAUAGUGAAUAAAGUCAUAAUUAGGGAGUUCAAAACCAUCACUUUUAUUAUAAUGAAUUUUUUAAAAGGUGUGUGUGUGUUUAAUUAUAAUAAAAUUAC
Molecule: messenger RNA, 1865 nt
Organism: Hipposideros armiger (great roundleaf bat)
Lineage: Eukaryota; Metazoa; Chordata; Mammalia; Chiroptera; Hipposideridae
Gene: ACP3
Product: acid phosphatase 3
Exons: 11
Coding region: 1-897 (298 amino acids)
Biological process (GO): dephosphorylation
Cellular component (GO): plasma membrane
Molecular function (GO): phosphatase activity
Source: RefSeq, a predicted model, not a curated record